This is a messenger RNA of Apiotrichum porosum, 420 nucleotides long. RefSeq lists its product as uncharacterized. The record is from RefSeq and is a predicted model, not a curated record. Lineage: Eukaryota; Fungi; Basidiomycota; Tremellomycetes; Trichosporonales; Trichosporonaceae. Bases 1 to 420 code for a protein of 139 amino acids. The transcript is spliced from 2 exons.
AUGCCGCCCAAGCCCCGCACCUCGCUGUUCCUCGCAUACUGCCCCGACCGCAUCGGCCCGACCGUCGUCGAGACGCGGCUCAAGGUCCGCGCCCAGCACUUUGCAGAGUUCAAGGUAGACCAGCAGGCCGGCCGCGCGGAGUUUGGCCGCGCCAUCCUCCCGCCGCCCACCUCGGCGCUGCGCACCACGCCCAACCUCUUCCCCGAGGGCGUCCAGCCCAUGGGCGGCAGCGUCAUGCUCCUGCGCUACCCGUCGCUCGAGGCCGCGUGGGCGCGCGUCAGGGACGACGUGUACUGGACCGCCGGGGUGUGGGAUCCCGAGCGCACGGUCGUGGAGGAGUUUUGCGAGCCGCCGCCCACCGGCAGCGUCAAGGGCGUGGACGCGGAGAACGUCGGUGGCAGCGGCGUCGGUAUUGAGUGA